Molecule: messenger RNA, 1285 nt
Organism: Notolabrus celidotus (New Zealand spotty)
Lineage: Eukaryota; Metazoa; Chordata; Actinopteri; Labriformes; Labridae
Product: transcription factor 7-like 1-B
Exons: 8
Coding region: 109-1230 (373 amino acids)
Biological process (GO): regulation of transcription by RNA polymerase II; canonical Wnt signaling pathway
Cellular component (GO): catenin-TCF7L2 complex; beta-catenin-TCF complex
Molecular function (GO): DNA-binding transcription factor activity, RNA polymerase II-specific; RNA polymerase II cis-regulatory region sequence-specific DNA binding
Source: RefSeq, a predicted model, not a curated record
AGCCUUUUUAGAAAAUACUCUCAGUGUUAGAACACAUUUUUAAAUGUUUAUUUCGUACAUAAACAAAUACAAUUCUAAAAGACGCAGGCCAGCAGGACGAUCCCCAAAAUGAAUGCACAUCAAAAGCUAAUCAAUAAACUGCACACUUGGUGUCAAAUAAACACUGGUCCCGCUGCAGCAGUGCCAAAAGAACCAGCACCAGCACCGACACCAGCGUCUGCAUCAGCUACAGUCAGUGCACCUGCAGCUUCUCCACAACCACAGGCGUGCGUCCUUCACCCCAAAGAAACAGCUGAUUCAGUGGAAAUGCCGACACCUGGUGGACAGAUGACACCGCUGCAGCACAUCUCAUUACUUGCUCGGUUUGGGCUUCUGAAAGAAGAAGAGCCAGCGGGCGUUUCUGCAGGCUUGGAGCAGAAUCUGCAGCCUGCCCAUGUUCUUAGUGAAGAAGUGUUGCACGAGGAUACAAAAGAAGAUUUCUCAACCUCUGCUGCUCCUCUUCCCAGCACCUCAGAGUCAAAGAAAAGAAAGCGUGAAGAAGCGCAGGAUGACGACAGGCCAUACAUAAAGAAGCCGCCUAAUGCCUUCAUGAUCUUUAUGAACAGGCAAAGGGAAAAAGUGCCUGAUGAAUUAAAAGGGAAAAAGAAUCAAUGUGUAUACCUCGGCGAGAAGUGGCAGUCUCUGACAGACGAACAGAGGAAGGUUUAUGGAGAACUGGCCGAGGCUGAAAGACUGCUCCACAACAGACUCUACCCUGAUUGGUCAAGCACUGACAACUACGGCAGGAAGAGGAAGAGGGUGAGGAAGAGAGCUCCUGCUAAACCUGAAGUUGUUACGAGGCCACAUCAUCAGCAGCCAUUGGUUCUGUUUCCAAAGAGGGAGGCAGGAAUGACAGCCUCUCCUCAGACUCUAAAAGUGGCUGUGAUCUACCCCUCCUCCAGACAAAUAAACAUUCUGCAGUCCUUGAACACCAUCUGGGUGAUGAAGCCAAACCCAGAGAUGAUCAGGAUAAAGAAACUAAGCCCUCAGUCUGUUUAUGUGCUGCUCCCACUAGUACAGACUCCCUUGGCUGCACCUGUGUGUAACCUGCCACAGGUGUUAGAGGUCAUCCCUGGGCUCCUACUGCCACAAACUGCGCCUACAUCAUCUCAUAAUCAACAGAAGCAGCUGGACACUGUGGGCUGUGAAACCAGGCAUUUGCAAAAUCACUGUUGUUGUAUGAAAAGCUAAAUGUUUAUGUGGAUAUAUUGUUUUCCUUAAUAAACACAUUAGUUAAAAAAAAGUA